AUGUUGAAGAUACGCUUUCUGUUUAUUAUUCUACUGGUGCCGAUUGUAUUAGUCGAGGUGUCGACGCUACACGAUAAUAGAUCUAUAACUGUAAAAUAUCUUGGAGAUAAAUUCCAUCCAUUGUGUGCAAACCUGAAUUGUCAACGUGUAGAUAUAGUUCCUAUGGGUACUGUUCAAAAGAAAGAGUUAGUAGAUCCAAAUGGAUGGAGUUCGUUUCAGUCAUUCAUGGUUCCGUUUGCCGGAGGCCCGGAACCACACAAAUUCUCUCCGUCAACCAGAGCAAGUGCCAGCUCAAAAAGUGAUUUAAAUCUAUCCCAACGGUUCGAAUUACCAGGUGGGGCGAUGAUGUUCCAUUACAAAGAACACACUGGUACCAACAUUUGGCCUUAA
Lottia gigantea (owl limpet) is the source of this 390-nucleotide messenger RNA. RefSeq lists its product as hypothetical. The coding region runs from base 1 to 390 and encodes 129 amino acids. The record is from RefSeq and is a predicted model, not a curated record. Lineage: Eukaryota; Metazoa; Mollusca; Gastropoda; Lottiidae. The transcript has 3 exons.